AUGAGUCCGCGGAACAAAGUCUUAGAGACUGAUACUCCUACUGCAAAAUUCCUCUACACAAUCAUCAAGCAAUUGGACCUGAAGUCGGUUGAUUGGAAUCGGGUCGCCUCUGAUGUCGAAGUCUCUAAUGGUCACGCCGCUCGUAUGCGCUAUUCCCGCUUCCGACAACAGAUGGAAGGCAACACAGGGGCAAACAAGCCAAAGCGGAAGACUAAGAAGGGAAAGACUAUAGAGCCUCCGACCGAAAUGCAAGGCAUAUCCCCAAUGGCUCCACCGCUCAUGAUGCCUACCAUCGAAUCGAUUGAUUCUUCACUUCCAGGAAAUCCCUUUGUAAAGUGCGAGCCGGGCACUCAAGGCAAUGCAAACAUACAAAGCCUUAUGCAACAUUCUCCGCAGUUGAUGCUGGAGGCUAGUACCGAAGGACAGUAUUACUUUCCACAGGAUUUUGCUUCGAUGCAGUUCCAGCUGGCAUCAAGUAUACCAUCCCGGAUAUCAUCACCCAGUCCGGCAACAUCAUCAUCCUUCAUGAAUCCGUACCAGUUCCAGACUGCGCCAACCGGGUACCCUUAUUCAUCGCCCAGCAUCCAAUCCGGCUUCGACUUGCGGGAGUUUGAGCAACUGAACCCUUUCGCCAAUUAUGCCCCAACUAUCACUUGGGAACCACGCCCCCCUUCUCGCCAGGAAGGCCCGGGCGUAAAGAUCGAAGAAGAAAAACAGAGCGAGGAGAAGAUAUCGAGUGCAGAGAACCAGGAAGAUCGGCCUGUUGUUGUCAAAGUUGAAAAUAUUGAAGAUUGA
Molecule: messenger RNA, 795 nt
Organism: Penicillium vulpinum
Lineage: Eukaryota; Fungi; Ascomycota; Eurotiomycetes; Eurotiales; Aspergillaceae
Exons: 2
Coding region: 1-795 (264 amino acids)
Source: RefSeq, a predicted model, not a curated record